AUGACAAUUUCCUGGCGCGCCUUGUCUCAUUUCCUUAUUCCGCAGAGCGACUACGGCGAGGCCAAGACGCACUUGGAGCAGCUGCAGCAGACACUCACGCAUCUGGACCACCCGCACCAUCAUCACCACCAUUUGGGGCUCUAUCAUGGCGCCCUGCCCAGCACAUCCACCAUAACCACUGAUUCGGUGGUUUCCUGUGUGAGUUCUACACUGCCGGCGGUGGCCAAGGCCAUUUCCGCAUCCUCGAACUGCGAUGGCUUGCAGGUGGAACGCAAGAAAUGCCAUUCAAGCGAUGUGGAUUCAGAUGGCCAUGGUCAUGGCCUCAUGGAGGCCAUCUGCAUUGGCCAAAAGACAUCGCCGGUUCCCCCGCCGCCACCACCUUGCUGCUUGGCAUUGGGAGAAAGUCCCUCCUCACCUAAUCCCAUCGCCACGGCCGCCCUGAUGAACGUCUCUUCCGGAUCCUCUAGCACGGGCGGAGCAAGUGCCUCUCUUUGCAACGAUCUCACGCGAGAAUCCUCCUGGUACGCCCACCAUCAUCACCACCACCAUCACCAUCAUCACCAGUUAGCCGAUGAGCUGGUCAUGUAUGCCACGCCCACACCCACGCCAGCAAUUGGAAAAUUCGGACUGGACACUUCCACCGAGGGUUACUUGAACGCAAGGUACAAUGUGAAUGUCAAAGGCGUGCGGCAUGAAAGAACAUCGAGUUUCUUUGACAUACCCGCUGUGACGCACCCACACCCGCAUCCGCAUCCACAUCCGCACUCGCACCCGCAUCCGCACCCGUACUGCUACAGAUUUCCAUCAUCGCCACCCGCGGGCAUUCUGAAAAAGAGCGACGAAGAAACGGCCGCAGCCGCUGCCGCAGCAUCAGCAGCAGUCUACUGCAGCGACGUAUCCUCCGGCCAGCACUUUCAGCAUCACACAAAGAUCGAGCAUGCGGACUCUACAACAACGGCGGCCCAACAGCAGCAACAGCAACAGCAGCAGCAGCAACAACAACAGCAGCAGCAACACCAUCAGCAGCAAUUGCAACACGCUGCUGCACUGCAUCCGCACCAUCAUCAUCAUCAUGGACACCACCACCAGCAAACAGAGCAGCAGGCUCUCACUCACUUGACACCACUACAUGCCGCCUCCGCCUUUAAGUUUAGUCACACGGCGGUUAUAUCCAGUUCGGCGGUAUAUGCCACGCCUUCCCACUACGCCCACCAGCAGCAGUCUCAGUCGCAAUCCGUUUAUCGAGAACUUUCACCCACAUCUUUGGCGGCUGUUAGUGAUGCGGAUCUGAAGUACGACAGUGGUCCCUACAACGCCACCAUCUCAUCCACCUAUCCAUCUGCCCUGCGGCCCAAUGUGGUGGACUCCACCACCUCCAGCGAUGCGGAACUGCGUUUGGAUCAGUUCUAUGCCAGCAAUGGCAUCUCCACCAGCAGUAACGGGCAGACGAUCAGCCAGCGAAGAGGCUCUCUGCAGCUGUGGCAGUUCCUGGUGGCCCUCUUGGAUGAACCCACGACCAGUGCCAGCUGCAUCGCCUGGACUGGUCGGGGAAUGGAGUUCAAGCUGAUCGAACCGGAGGAAGUGGCACGGCGUUGGGGUCUCCAGAAGAACCGCCCUGCUAUGAACUAUGACAAGCUUUCCCGUAGUCUUCGCUACUACUACGAAAAGGGCAUCAUGCAGAAGGUGAACGGAGAGCGUUACGUCUAUCGUUUUGUCUGCGAUCCGGAUGCCCUGUUUAACAUGGCUUAUGGCCACCUAACCACCGGAUCCGGUUCAGGAAAAGGUGACCAGCACCAAUUGACGCUGUCAUUGGCCAAGACGCCACCAACAUCCGGCGAUUCUCAGACACAAUCCCCUCGCGUGGCCAAGUCGGAGUAUUACGAUACAGCCGGAUUGCAUAAAUAUUAGCUGUGUGUGUGUGUAUCCACAUGUGGGCGGAGCGUGGGAAUGCGGCCAAGUGUGCGUGGUCAGGUCCCGUGUACAUUGUGUAAUCUAGUUGCGUGUGUAUGUGCGUGGGGUAACGAAUUUGAAAUGAAGGUUUCGUUAUGAUGAGCUAA
This is a messenger RNA of Drosophila eugracilis, 2057 nucleotides long. RefSeq names its product ETV5-related protein Ets96B (gene Ets96B). Gene Ontology annotation, molecular function: sequence-specific DNA binding; DNA-binding transcription factor activity, RNA polymerase II-specific. Lineage: Eukaryota; Metazoa; Arthropoda; Insecta; Diptera; Drosophilidae. The transcript is spliced from 6 exons. The record is from RefSeq and is a predicted model, not a curated record. Gene Ontology annotation, cellular component: nucleus. Bases 1 to 1908 code for a protein of 635 amino acids. Gene Ontology annotation, biological process: regulation of transcription by RNA polymerase II; cell differentiation.